AUGGUGUUACGAAUAAUCAUUACCUAUAAUCAUAUUCAAGUUACAUAUUUAUAUUUUAUCUUUUUGUCAUUUUCUUCCAUUUUUGUUUUUUUAUUUUCUUCUGUAUUUUUCCUUUAUUUUUCUUUUACUUCCUCCUCCUCUUCUUCUUUUUCUUCUUCGUCUAAUUUUCCCAUAUCCCCAUCAUACUUUUCUCUUCUUCUUCUUCAACUUAUUCGUAAUCAUUAUUUUGUUUCUGUGUUCUUCUGUGUUAUUUUUUGUGUAUUUUUCCUUCCUUUCUCUUUAUCCCUAUCUUCUUUCUCUUUUUCUUCUUUUUCCUUAUUUCCUUCUUUCGAUUUAUUACCUUUUUUCUCUUUGUUUCUUCUUAUUUCCUUUUAUUUUUCUUCUAUCUCUUUAUUCUUUCUUUCUCUUUCUUUCCUUAUUUCUAUUUAUUUAUUUCUUUCUCUUUAUUUUUUCCUUCUCUUUAGUCCCUUCUUUCUCUUUGUUUUCGUCUUUCUCUUUAUUUUGUCUUUUUGCUUCUCUUUCUUUUUCUUAUUUCUCUUAAUUUGUCUUUCACUCUCAGUUCAUUAUUUUCCCAUUUUCUUUCUUUUGCCCUUUUUAUACAAUUUAUAUGAAAUUUCUUUCUUUCUUUCUUUCUUUCUUUCUUGUCUUACAAUAUAUAUUACAUUUCUUCCUUUCUUUAUUUCUUUCUUUCAUUCUUUCAUUUUUUCUUUCUUUUUGUCUUACAAUAAUUAUUACAUUUCUUUCUUUCUUUCUUUAUUUCUUUAUUUCUUUCUUUCUUUCUUUCUUUCUUUGCCUAAAAAUGUAUGUAAAAUAUUUUCUUUCUUUUUCGUCCUACAAUUUGUAAGAAAUUUCUUUCUUUCCUUCUUUCUUUUCCAACAUUUUUAUAUAAAAUAUCUUUCUUGUCCUAUAAUUUAUAUGGGAUUUCUUUCUUUCUUUCUUUCUUUCUUUCUUUCCCAAAUUUCUUUCUUUCCUUCUUUCUUUCUUUCCUUCUUUCUUUCUUUCCUUCUUUCUUGUCCUAUAAUUUAUAUGAAAUUUCUUUCUUUCUUUCUUUCUUUCUUUCUUUCUUUCUUUCUUUCUUUCUUUUUUUUUCCUCACAUUUUCCCCUUUGUCUUUUUUAUCUCUUCCGUGGCCAAACUGUACCAUGAUGUGAGCAUUGGCAAUGCAGUCAACAUCAUUGUUACCCGAUUGGUUCUUCUUACUGAUGAACAGCCAAAUUUGGUUAUCAACCAUCAUGCCGACCGUUCUCUUGGCAGUUUCUGUCGUUGGCAAAAGAUGAUCAAUUCGCCAAUAGCUUACAAUUCCAGUGAUGAAACCAUUGGAAUUGCUCAUCAUGACAACGCCGUUCUUAUGACCAGACUUCUCAUUAUCUAUCCAUCUAUAAAUUUCAGUCUGUUCAUAUCUAUUUAUUUCAAAAUGUUCAUUAUCUAUCUAUCUAUCUAUCUAUCUAUCUAUCUAUCUAUCUAUCUAUCUAUCUCAGUCUGUUCAUAUCUAUAUAUCUAUUUCAGUCUGUUCAUAUCUAUUUCAAAAUGUUCAUUUUCUAUCUAUCUAUCUAUCUAUCUAUCUAUCUAUCUAUCUAUCUAUCUAUCUAUCUCAGUCUGUUCAUAUCUAUAUAUCUAUUUCAGUCUGUUCAUAUCUAUUUCAAAAUGUUCAUUUUCUAUCUAUCUAUCUAUCUAUCUAUCUAUCUAUCUAUCUAUCUAUCUAUUUCAAUAUGUUAAUUAUCUAUCUAUCUAUCUCAGUCUGUAUGACAUUUGCACCUACAAGAACAAGCCCUGUGCAACAUUAGGACUGGCGCCAGUCGCUGGAAUGUGUGAAGACGAACGCAGCUGCAGCAUUAAUGAAGACAUAGGUUUGGCCUCAGCGUACACCAUUGCUCAUGAGAUCGGCCACAAUGUCUAUCUAUCUAUCUAUCUAUCUAUCUAUCUAUCUAUCUAUCUAUCUAUCUAUUUCAGUCUGUUCAUAUCUAUCUAUCUAUCUAUCUAUCUAUCUAUCUAUUUUGUCUGUUCAUAUCUAUCUAUCUAUCUAUCUAUCUAUCUAUCUAUCUAUUUCAGUUUGUUCAUAUCUAUCUAUCUAUCUAUCUAUCUAUCUAUCUAUCUAUCUAUCUAUCUAUGUUGCAGAUAUCUCUUUUACAGAUCAUUAUUUAUCUCUAUAUAUAUCCUAGUCUGUAAUAUCUAUUUAUCUAUCUAUAUCGAUCUAUCUCAGUCUAUUUAUAUCUAA
This is a messenger RNA of Acanthosepion pharaonis, 2214 nucleotides long. The record is from the annotation of a GenBank genome assembly. Lineage: Eukaryota; Metazoa; Mollusca; Cephalopoda; Sepiida; Sepiidae.